CGUGACAACAUCUCGCAAAUAUUUAUUCUUAUAUUUUUUUUUUUUUUUUGUUUCAUUUUUAAAUAAAAUUCCUGUGGUUUAAUUUUAUUUAUACAAAUAAUUUUUUUUUAUUUUUAUUUUUUUUUCAUCAUGAAUUUAAAAACUCUAAUCUUACGAUAGCCAAGAUGAUAAAAUAAGUCGAAAUAACAAAAUUCAUCAAGUAUAUAAAGAAAAAUAUUUCAUCUAAAAAAGUGACAACACUGAGUCACCAUCAUCAUCAUGAAUUCCAGUUGGAUUUCAUUAACAGUACUAUUAUCUAUUUUUUUAUUUGUUGAUGGUGUUUCAUGGAGUACAAAUCAGCAAGAAAAAAUAUUAACUCAUAAUGAAAAUGAUCAUGUAGAUAUUGAUUUAUCAUCCCUCAGGCAAAAAAAAUUAAUAAAUUUAAAUGGACAUAUAGAUGAAAAAAAUAAAAAUAUAAUUAUUGAUAAAAAUGAUGAUGGAUUGGGCAUUAAAAAAAUUUCAACAGAGUUGGAAGAUUUAGAAAAAUCAUUUGUUCAUCCAAAAGAUGAUGAUGAUGUUGCUGAUGAUUCUAAAAAUAAAGCUGAAUUAAUUAUGAAAAAUUCUACAGUUGCACCAAAAUCAAUGGAAAUUAAAUAUUUAAAAAAUGAUACUUUACCACCAAAAUUAUUCCCAACUGAUCCUGUAGUUGUUAAAAGUAUUUUAAAUUAUUCACCAGAAAUACAAGAAAAAUUAAAUCACGAGUAUAAUGUUACUGAUUUUAGAGAAAAAAAUUUAUCAAUUAUGAAAUCAAAUUCAGAUGUUAAAAUACUUGCAAAUAUGAUUGAACAAACAACAAUGAGAAUAUCAACAAGAAGAAAACCAACAGCUGAUGAAAAAACUUUGCAAAUAACUGAAACACGUGAACAAAUGAUUUUAAAAAAUGAUAAUUUAAAUAAUUCAACAAAUAAAAAAUCUACACAUCCUGGUGUAAUUGCAAUGCUUGUUGCAAUUUUAUUUGCAAUCGUUUCUUCAUUUGGUUAUGUGGGUCUUAUGAUAUGGAAAAGAUAUCUCGAAUAUAAACAUGGAAAUCGAGAACUUCUUGUAAAUGAUUUCGAUUCAAAUGACAUUAAUAAUUUCGAGCUGUAAAAAAAAUAAAUAAAAUAUAUUGUAAAUAUAUAUAAAAGAAUUUAAUAGUUAUUUAAAUUUAAUAAUUGUUUGUUUUUCGAUAAAUGCUGGAGAACAACAAGUAGUUGCCUUUUUUUUUUUUUAAAUUAAUUUUACAAUAAAUUUAUAAAUUAAAAA
This is a messenger RNA of Aphidius gifuensis, 1281 nucleotides long. RefSeq lists its product as uncharacterized. The transcript is spliced from 6 exons. The record is from RefSeq and is a predicted model, not a curated record. Bases 259 to 1125 code for a protein of 288 amino acids. NCBI's taxonomy places the organism in Eukaryota, Metazoa, Arthropoda, Insecta, Hymenoptera, Braconidae.